AUGCAAGCCUUCAACAAUGUACCUUUAUCUCAGGAACUUCACUUUCCUGAACAAAGUACAAUUCGAAGGUAUUACGUUGAAACCAACCAAAAUAACAUACAACAAGAUUUCAGCAUCCCUCUACAGGAUGAUAUUGAUUCAUUUAAAUUUUACGUGGUAGCUCGUCGAAAUUAUUCUGUGGACGUCCCAUUCGUUAUUCCGAGGUUUUUUACACAGUUUAAUUCCGAUUUCGGACUCUUUUCACCCACUGAAGAAACUUCAAAUGACUUCUUUGAUCGUGGAAUUACUUCCACUGAAGAUGCUGAAGUGGAUGAUUCGCCGUUUCCAUCCUCUAAACGCAGAAUGACUCAUUCUAAACCCUCUGAUCCUAAACCUGUAACCCAGCCUAAACCAACUAUACUUGAUAGCUUGCGCGAUACUGUUGAUAUUCUUCAACAAAGUGUUAACAGGAUAUCAAACAAAUUAGAUAAUAUACCACUGCAACAAUAUACUUCAAGACGUAAAUCUAAUGAAUCAGAAAUAGAAAGGGGUUUAUCUAGGGAAUUAAAAUUACAAAGGCGUAGAUCUAGGGAUUCAGAACUAGAAAGGAAUUUAUCUAAGGAAUUAAAAUUACAAAGAAAAUUAGCUAGUGAACUAGUGGAAAUAAGAGAUGAACCUGGUGAGUUAAGAGAUAAAGAGGAGAAUCCAGAUUUUUCAUCGCAAUUUCAAGAGCCUUUUGGGGAGAGUGAGUUCGAUGAUAUCUCUGGUUCUUACCCACAGUCACCUCACAUUUCACCUGGAAAACAUACUUUAAAACACCUAGAAAACAUUACAGCAAAACCCUUAGAUAAUACUAUUCCACCAGUGCCAUUGAGGACUGGUAAAGUAGGACGACCUAAAGGAUCUACCAAAUCAGUAUCUAACACCUUUGGUAAUGUUAGGGAUAUUAGUAAUGUUAAGGGGUUGAGUACUCUGAAGAGUGUGAGUGGAAAGGAAAUGAAUACAGAUAAGAGAUUUAAGAGAAGUGAUACAAGUAAUGUAUUAUAUAAAUUAAAUCGUAAAGGCUCAAGUCUGAGUAAAAAAGGUCAUGGGAAACUUAAAAGUGUCAAGAAAACAUCAAUUCAAUCAUCAAGACGUAGUUCAGAUUUAAAAAAUAUUUCAAUUCGAUCAUCAAGACGUAGUUCUGAUUUAAAAAGUGUUUCAAUUCAGAGUUUAGCUGAGAUUUCAAUUGAUGAUUUGGGAGAUAAACAUGAAUUUGGAGGUGAAGUAGUACCUCAAACACCCAAUAGGAGUAGAACAACUAUUGGUGUUGGAACAUCAACCAGAGGAAGGAAAGUUAGACGUAGUAGAAGACCUUCAAUUAAUAGCUCAUCCCUAUUAAACAGUCUUUACAUAUAUAAAAGAACUGAAAGUGAUGCUAGCGAUUGGCCAUAUGAACAUGAAUCUGUAACUCGAAGUGUUCGAUACCCAAAGCGUUCAAGACUACCACCAAGUCAACACUGGGCCUCAAAUGUAAUUUCAGACGGUUCAUCAGUAGUAUUUCUUGCAGGGGUUUCUAAGGCUGAUAAACGGAAGAAAAGGUCAGGAAAUGCAUUUGGAAAUGAUAUGCCAGAAAGUUCACUAGUUUUAACGAGGGAGAAUGGCGAUGUUGAGCUUAAACUCGUUGACAGAAGUGCUGAAGAUACGCCUAAGCUCAGGAGAAUCUCGACUUAUUUGCAGACGUUCUCUAGCAAAGCCACUUCAGUACCAAAACGACGUGGUAGACCGAAGAAAAUAUUGGCUCACCGCAGUACAACUACUGACUUGGUUCCAAUUGGUGGUACAGACUCGGUGCUAGUUGCUGAUGAUCCAGACUCAAUGCCAGUUGGUAGUGGUGACUUAGUGCCAAUUGCUGAUACUGAUGAGCUAGCUCCCACGAAUAAUACUGACAUACAACCCAUUACUAAUAUUCAAGUACGCAGGAAAACAAAUGUGGUAAGAAGAGGAAAGGUGAAGAUAACGAAAGAUUUAUCAGUAGAUGAGGCGUUGGAGAUUUUAAAGGAUGCGCCAAUGAUUUAUGACGAGAAAAAGGGAUUGGAAAUAGCAAUUGUAGAUGAAAGUCCGAAAACAGUAAAUGAAAUGGCAGAUUUAAAGCGUAGAAUUAGUAGGAGGAAGAAUUUCCACCAAGAACUCCUGAAACCAGACGAUAAUUUCGACUCAUUUGUCGAAGAUGACGUUAAUAGGAUUUAUUAUAAGUCUCUGUAUCCUCCAUAUGAGGAAACUUCACAAAUUCAGCAAUGCCACAUAUAUCCCAUGGUAAUAACGCACCAAAUAAGGACGUCAAUAUUGGUAAUACCAAAGACUGAAACACUCUCUUUGGGAAACAUAAAAACCAACUUCAUCUGUGGAUUCGUGUGUUCUGGAAGUAGAAUAGCUUUGAAAAUGGAUGAAGAGGAGGUUCAGCAAGUCCAAGAAAAGGAAAUUUUCUUUCUAUCGAGUUUCAAACAUUGGAGUGUUGAAAACAAACACACGUAA
Messenger RNA from Theileria annulata, 2493 nucleotides. RefSeq lists its product as uncharacterized. The transcript has 5 exons. The coding region runs from base 1 to 2493 and encodes 830 amino acids. NCBI's taxonomy places the organism in Eukaryota, Apicomplexa, Aconoidasida, Piroplasmida, Theileriidae. The record is from RefSeq and is a predicted model, not a curated record.